Messenger RNA from Uranotaenia lowii, 1680 nucleotides. RefSeq lists its product as uncharacterized. Lineage: Eukaryota; Metazoa; Arthropoda; Insecta; Diptera; Culicidae. The record is from RefSeq and is a predicted model, not a curated record. Bases 1 to 1680 code for a protein of 559 amino acids. The transcript has 4 exons.
AUGGAACAGAAUUUCUGGAUGCUUCCUGAUUCCGGUGCCACCUCCAAGCCAGGAAGAAUGAGUUCAAUCUCGACAAAUGCAGCCACCACGGGAAUGGAUUACGGAUAUCUUCCGCUCGCUAUGACCCGGUCGGAAGACGACGACGAUGAUGAUGAUCGCCUUCUUCAGGGCGAAAGACGCGAAGGCAAUUUCCAUCAGGGAACGAAACGGAAAGAAGAGGGAGGACACAUACUUAGACUCACCGCCGAAAUCCACGAGGACGACAUCGUUAUCAUCGGGGACUUCAACCUACCAGGACUUAAGUGGAUUCCCUCGCAAGGCAAUUUUUUGUUUGCCGAUCCAACCAGAUCUUCGUUUACGGUGCCUUCCAACACGAUUCUCGACUCUCUAAGCACGGCAACUCUCCGCGAGAUCAACAGCAUAGAGAAUGAAAAUGGUCGCAUGCUCGAUCUCUGCUUCAUCAGCGACGAACCCCAAUUGGCUACGAUUGAAGAGGCUCCUAUGCCUUGGUCAAGAGCUGUUGCCCACAUCGAAAAACCUGGUCAAUUCUAUCUUCACUUUAAGAACGCUGAUUCCGUCGCUGUUUCACAAACGCUCGAUGCUAUCGACUGGGAAUCUGAACUGGAAUCUUCCGAUCCGAACGUUGCAGCUAUGAAAUUAUCCCAUAUAAUCAAUUACAUCAUCGAUCGUCACGUACCGAAACGCUCAUCAGUUUCUAACCUACGAGCUCUUUGGAUAACGAAAGAACUGCGACAAAUGAAAACGCUCAAGAAUAAAGCUCUCCGUUAUUACACUAGGCACAAAACUCUCCGCGCUAAAAAUGAGUAUUGCAAACUCAACUCAGCUUACAAAAAACUAUUCUCACGCUGCUACCACAGCUACUUAAUUCGGAUACAGCGAGGUUUCAAAACAAAACCCAAAUCAUUUUGGCAGUACAUCAAGGACCAGCGGAAAGAAUCCGGCCUACCGCCCUCCAUGUUUCUGGAUGAUAAUUUAGCGACUUCGGAACCUGAAAUCUGUGACCUCUUCGCUGACAAAUUCCGUAGUGUAUUUGACUCAAACUCAAUAUCCUCGGACCAAGUUACCAGCGCGGCUUGUAACGUCCCUCAUUUGAACACAUGGCUGAAUCAAAUUGUUGUAGACGACGAUAUUAUUUUGAAAGCGACCGCUAAGCUGAAACACAGCCUUUCCGCAGGACCAGAUGACAUACCAGCUACCUUCUUGAAGCGAUAUAUAUCACAUAUGCUGAUACCUCUAAAAAUAAUCUUCCAAGUUUCACUCGAUCAGUCUACGUUCUCAUCCUUAUGGAAAGAGGCCUAUAUGUUUCUGGUGCACAAAAAAGGGGACAGACGAAAUGUGAACAACUAUCGUGGCAUUUCUGCCUUAUGUGCGAUAGCCAAAUUGUUCGAGCUGAUUGUUUCGGAACCCAUCUUUUCGUAUUGCAAGCCUUAUUUCUCAAAUGAACAACAUGGAUUUAUGCCCAAGCGCUCUACGACUACAAACCUGUUGACAUUCACGUCUACUGUGCAAGACAGUUUUACCAUGGGAUCUCAAACCGACGUCAUCUACACUGACCCGUCAGCUUCUUUCGACAAGGUGAACCAUGACAUAGCCAUCGCCAAACUCGAUCGUAUCGGUAUCGCGGGUCUCUACUGGAAUGGUUCCGCAGCUACCUGGUAG